Molecule: messenger RNA, 5312 nt
Organism: Scomber japonicus (chub mackerel)
Lineage: Eukaryota; Metazoa; Chordata; Actinopteri; Scombriformes; Scombridae
Gene: tent4a
Product: terminal nucleotidyltransferase 4A
Exons: 13
Coding region: 213-2657 (814 amino acids)
Biological process (GO): RNA 3'-end processing
Cellular component (GO): nucleolus; TRAMP complex
Molecular function (GO): mRNA binding; poly(A) RNA polymerase activity
Source: RefSeq, a predicted model, not a curated record
GCGUUUUUUUCCCCUGCUAGCGGUGUAAAGGGGCCACUUUAUCAAUGGUCCUAAUUCGGUUUUAAUGUUUAAAAACGUAUCUUUUCGUAUUCCCCGGACAGCAUAGCUACAUUUCGAAAGGUCCAGGAGGAGGCGCAGAAUCACGACGGGCUCGCCAGUGUGAGUUAGAUACUUGUCGGGGAGGGGGGUUUUUAACCAGAGAGAGAAGUUGAAUGGAUCCGAGGGUAGCUUGGAUUCAGCCCGAACAGAAAGGACCUGCGAACGCCUUAUGGAUGCACGUCUGGGAGACCUCUCAGGGAGUACGGACACUCUCCGCUCAGCAGCAGCAGCAGCUCCACAAUCAAAACCACAACCAGUGCGUGAAUAUCGCUGCGCUGACUGUUUUAAAAAAUGUGGCAUCGAGCAAGAGCAACGGCAGCAGCAGCCAUCACAGCAGCAGCAGCAGCAUCAUGAUGAUGAACGGCACUGCGAUGUCCAACGGGAACAACUCUUUCACCGCGGCUAACACUUCUCAACCAGGUGAGGGGAAAACCUUGCCCCAGAAGACGGGAUCUGCCUCUCCGUCGUCGUCGUCGUCGUCCUCCUCCUCGCUGGAUUCAGGGACGGACAGCUGCUCAGUAGUAGAGAGGACUAUGGGUGGAAAUGUUAAUAAAAACGUCGGGGGUGCCAAUCUGCUCUUUAACUUGAGCGACAUGGACAAUAAUGUCAACCUUUACCACCACCUCAACAACCACCAUCACCACCACCAUCAUCAUCACCACCGUCACCUACAGGAGCAGCAAUCGGCUCUCAAUGUACAGCAGAAUGGCGUAAAGCGUCACCAGGUUCACCCAUCCGCACCUGUAAAUCACACACACGGUCACCAUCCAGGCCGGAGGAAAAGUGACAACAAGGCGAGCACUUAUGGGAUGAAUUACCUGCUUUCUAACUGCACUAAUGGUAAUUAUGCGAGCACUUGGACGCCCUGGAAGACGAGGAAGUACAACCCCGGGGUCCUCGGACUCCACGAGGAGGUGAUGGACUUCUAUAACUUCAUGUCUCCACGACCAGAGGAGGCAGCUAUGAGGAAGGAAGUGGUGAACCGGAUAGAGAUGAUCAUCAAGGAGCUGUGGCCCACUGCAGAUGUCCAAAUAUUUGGCAGUUUCAGCACAGGGCUGUACCUCCCAACCAGUGACAUCGACCUCGUGGUGUUUGGGAAAUGGGGGCGCCCCCCGCUGCAAGAGCUGGAACAAGCUCUUCGCAAGCAUAACGUUGCAGAACCGUUCUCCAUUAAAGUGCUGGACAAGGCUACAGUGCCAAUCAUAAAGCUGACAGACCAGGAGACCGAGGUGAAGGUGGACAUCAGUUUCAAUGUGGAGACCGGAGUCAAGGCGGCGAGCUUCAUUAAAGACUACGUUAAGAAGUAUCCAGUGCUGCCUUACCUGAUCUUUGUACUGAAGCAGUUCCUGCUGCAGAGAGAUCUAAAUGAAGUCUUCACCGGGGGAAUCAGCUCUUAUAGCCUCAUCCUCAUGGUCAUCAGCUUCCUACAGCUCCAUCCUCGUAUCGAUGCUAGGAACCCCAAGGAGAACCUGGGCGUCUUGCUGAUAGAGUUCUUUGAGUUGUACGGCCGCCAUUUCAACUACUUGAAAACAGGGAUUCGCAUCAAAAAUGGUGGCGCGUACAUAGCCAAAGAGGAGAUAAUGAAGUCCAUGACAAACGGAUACAGGCCAUCCAUGCUCUGCAUAGAGGACCCGCUGCUUCCAGGUAAUGACGUUGGCAGGGGUUCCUACGGUGCCAUGCACGUCAAGCAGGUGUUUGACUAUGCCUACACUGUCCUGAGUCAUGCUGUGUCACCGCUUGCACGGUCGUAUCCCAACAAAGACUGUGAAAGCACCUUGGGCAGGAUAAUCAGGUUGACCCAGGAAGUGAUCGACUACAGGGACUGGAUCAUUAAUAAGUGGGGGGGCAGGGAUCUGGCACGGACGGAUAACAGAGUUUCACCUCCCAAGGAGCCGGUUUCGGAGCAGGAGCCCGGCUGCGUGCUCGGUGGCAGUGUCAGCUCAGAGGAGCAGCAGAGGGACUCGGUUUCGCCCCACAGCGCAGACUCCCCCAUGUCCAUCUCCAGCCCCCAGCAGCACUCAUCAGCCUCCUCCGUCUCCUCGCUCUCUGGAUCAGACAACGACUCUGAUUCUACGUUGCCGUGUCCCAUCCCUCAUCACGCCCUGCCUCCAUACGCGUCUUUCACGCCCCUGGGCCUGGCUCUACCGCCAGGCCUCAGCAUGGGCACGGGCAAGCCCGGCAUGGGAGGACACCAUCUGCUCAUGCCUCCAGGCUCACAGGCUCGCGUCUCACUGCCCGGUGGUCUAACCAUGCACUCCAUACCUGGCAGACAGGUGUGUAUAGACACCGGGCUCCCUCCCUUCUUCCACAUGCACCCCUCAGCCCAUGCUCAUGCCCCCGCCCCUUCCAGCCCCCAGCCUCAGCCCAGCCCCCACUCCAGCCACACACACAAGAACCAAGUCAAGUUCAACGUGAAGGGCUUCCACAACCCGCCUCUGGUCAACAACGCUGUUCUGACUAACCGCGGACACACACACGCUCACUCGCACACACAGUAUACCCGCAACACUUGGCGGCGCAGAAAGAGGGACAGCCUACCGGUUAGCCUCAGCAGAUAGAAACCACUCCCCCCCCCCCCCCCCCACUCCUCUCACCCCUCACUUUUUCCUCCCUCUCCUCUCUGGCUGCAAACCCUGGCUCUUCAUUCGUCUCGAAGGAGGAUGGACAGGCAGACAGAGGACCAGAGACCAGCAGUUUUCACUCUGGGGCUGCCACGACAUGGAACAACAGCCCUCAGCUCUGCAUCUUCCUCCUACUAUCUAAACCUUUCCAUUUCUGCAUGACUUUUGUUCACACUUUUGUAGAUUUUCAGUAUUAUGUUACUGUCAGUAUUUUGUUUUCCUCAUCUUUGUUUCAGGUCUAUUUCCGUUACUUUUUGGUUUAUUAUUCGUUGGACUUGGGGGUGAAGCCAUUGCCAAGUUGACUUGACCUCGCCUUGACCCUCGCAGCCAAGCUGCCUGAGGUUCAGUGUUACUAUUUUUUUCACAGUUUAUACACUUAAGAACAACUGGUUUUUCAUUUUUUGUGCAAUAAUGUUUUUUUUUUUUAACUAAAGUAAAUGCUUAUUUAAUUUUGUGUGUGUGUAUAUGUAAAAGCAUUUUUUAUACAAUUAUUUUAUUUUUGUAGAGUUUUUAAUUUUGUUUACGAAACCUUUCCCCAGACAACAUCUCUGGAGUGUGUGUGUGUGUGUGUGUGUGUGCGCGCAUGCGUGUGUUGAUAUUUCUGUCUGUGCGGGUGUGUGUGUGUGCACCUUUCUGUUAUCAGACUGAGAUGGACACCAGGUCAAAGGCCCCUCCUCUUCCUCUUUCCCCCCUUUUACUCAUGUUGUUCAGUGUGAUAAAGAGAACCAGGAACCGAAAGGGAUAAGGAGCUCUUAUCUUGCUAUCCCUUUCAUUUUCCUUCAUCUGACUUGUGAAAAUAGGCGAGGUUAACAUAAAGUUCCCUGUGGAAGUUUUGUUCCUCGGUCUAGUUAGUCCAAGGCAUCCUGGAGGGAAGUGGAGGGGUGAAAACUGCACCGUGCGAUAUCCUGAGAAAUGAGGGGGAGGAUGUAAGUUUUUGGCCUAAAAGAGGUAGCUCCUGGGCAUUGCCACCUCAAGAUUGUGUACCUCUGUAUGUAUGUACUGUAUGUGUGUCCCUCGUGGGACUGUGCUGUUGCCAUAUUUCGUCAGUUGGGGGACAGUUGGCAGUGGCCUGCUCGUCUUUCCUUGGCUGUCUUUCUCUCCACUGGAGGUUUUUUUUUUUUUUUUUAAGCUAAAGCUUCCAGACAGUGCAGGAUUGUGGCCCGAGAGAGCCUGUUCUGUUAAACAUAUAUGCCUAUGUGUUUUCAUUUUUGUGCUUGUCCCUUUUUAUUACAUGUUGUAUGAGGGUUGGGGCCAUAGAAGGCAACAGUUUAAACGACUUGAAUUUGAAGAUCAAGAUUAGGAUAAGAGGGCAGAAAGCCACUGAUUCCAGGUCAGUGAACUCCUCAGUUGCUCGCUCUCCCUACUCGAGGGACGCAGUUGUGGAAAUCUGACCCCAGAGCCGAGCUCAACUUUUGCAGCUGUAAAUCAGUGCAGACCAACACUACGAUGCUCAGCGAUAAGGUUUUUUCUUUCUCCUUUGUCGUCCUGGACAAAGGAGAAGGAGGGAUGGGGAGGGGUCUUCCUGAACCCUAGGACCCUAGUGAAAGGGAAUUAUAUUUUUGAUUCCAUUCAGGAAUCUUGUGUAUAUUUGAUUGCCAGGUACUUCCGCUAAUUGUUUGCAAUGCCUUUCAUUGUGUUUACUCGGAGUGUGUGUAGAUUGUUUUUCAGCGAGCACACCGUGUCACACUAAUACACACACACUCACAGACAGGACUGUCGAAGGCUGUGACUCGCCCCAGAACACUACACACGCUGGUGUUAUUACUAUGCAAGUGGAUUAUUCUAAUUAUCGUGUCAAACUCUUUGUCUUUUCCGUUCUGGGGGUUACUUCUCAUGUGAUGAACGCUGCUUGUUGGACUGGAGUAAAUCUUACUGACGGUCAGACUUGUAAGCCUGCUCACAUGAACUGUAACCCCAUCCCCCUCAAUCCCCACCCCCCACCAAUUGUAUUUGUAUGAAGGUCCUGAUAUGUUUCAAAAGUCUAGUUUUUUACAUCCAUCAGUCAAAUGUAAGGAAUGGGGGAUGUUAAUGUCAAUGGUUGGGUCUGAGUCUGUGUAGCGUGUGACAUAGUUAAACGUGUGGUGUGUGAGAACGUAUCGAGACUCAUGACUCGCCAUCACAGGUUUUUUAAUCAGACGCCCGACGGUUCAUGAGCAAGUGCACCGAGAGAGCGACUUGCACUCUACAGGUGCACUUCUACUACAGGGCCAACCUGUCCACCAACAAUUCUUUACCUUUUACCUGAGAUUCUGUUAAGUACGGUUACACUACAUGUCUUUUUUUUUUUCUUAUAAGAAAACUAUGGCAACUCUGAUCUGUCAGUCAGAACUGCACCUGGCAUGAGUUUGAUCUCUGAUGAAGGGCUUCUGUUUUGGCUGAUAGCUCACAUGCAGAUCUGAUUAUGAGCUAAUCAUCACCUCCAGCUAGAGAAAUUCCUUUUACAUAUAAUGAUUUGACAAAAAAAAAAAUCAUUAUGGAUGCCACAGACUGCCAGAAAUGGGAGGGGGUUUUUCAGAGUCGAGCCCAGACAUACUACCAGAUGCUUUCACCUUUUUUUUUUUUUUUUUUUUUUUUUUUUUUUCCGAUGGAUAA